AUGAAGGUGGCGUUCUACCAGUGGUCGUUUUCGACUUUUUCGCCAGCCAGCGCCAAAGACGACGACGUGGAAGUGGCGUUGGCGAUCGUUCUCGAUACACUCAACAUUGCAAUUCUGCCUGUGCUCUAUGGGUUUCUCCGCCGCUGUUGUUGUGGGUCGAGCCCGCUUGGCCGGCGCGACUAUGGCAGCUACACGUACAACAACUUCAAGAGCCGACUCGUCUUCGACUGUUUCCGGCUCCUUCGACCGGGGGCUACCUCGCUCGGCGGCAGCGUCCACGAAGCCAUCGAGCAAGAUCCGCACCUAAAGCACUGCCCGAUGAUCAGCUUGCGCGCCACUGACUGCUUCCUUGUUGCCUACUGCAACGGUCAGCGUCAAGAGACGCUGCGGCUGAGCUUACUGUACUGCAUGGACACACGGGGCAUCGGUGACGCUAGCACUGCGUCCGCCUACCCGUUCAGUGUGCUAACACGUCCGCCGCAAGCAAAGCUGCUCGCUCCUGAGUCCAAAGCUACACUGCCACUCGUCUACGAGAUCCAGCAACCAGUUGAGCCGUCUGCGUGGUGUCUGUAG
Messenger RNA from Saprolegnia parasitica CBS 223.65, 573 nucleotides. RefSeq lists its product as hypothetical. The record is from RefSeq and is a predicted model, not a curated record. NCBI's taxonomy places the organism in Eukaryota, Oomycota, Saprolegniomycetes, Saprolegniales, Saprolegniaceae. The transcript is spliced from 2 exons. The coding region runs from base 1 to 573 and encodes 190 amino acids.